Molecule: messenger RNA, 1200 nt
Organism: Selaginella moellendorffii
Lineage: Eukaryota; Viridiplantae; Streptophyta; Lycopodiopsida; Selaginellales; Selaginellaceae
Product: pentatricopeptide repeat-containing protein At5g16860-like
Exons: 4
Coding region: 1-1200 (399 amino acids)
Biological process (GO): RNA modification
Molecular function (GO): protein binding; RNA binding
Source: RefSeq, a predicted model, not a curated record
AUGGAUUCAAUCCAGCUGGACGGCGACGGCCGCGAGCGCGAUCUCCUCUCCAGUAAGAGCAUCGGCUUGAUCAACGCAGUCAUUCAUGGACGCGAAACGGGGCAGGCACGCCGCAUUUUCGAUUCCAUGGAUCGGCGCACCGCGGCGUCGUGGAACUGCGUCAUCGGCGGCUACGCGCGGUGCGGCCAUCGCGCUCCAGUUCUUUCCGCGGCUGCAUGCCGAGGGGUUCGUGGCCGGCGCCCUGGUGGAUUUCUAUGGAAAGUGUGGCAGCGUGCUCUAGAGAUUUUCCUGGCUGCCAAGUUGGGAACAAAGGACGUGGUUUUGUGGAGUGCCAUGAUCAGCGCUUGCUCGCAAGGAGGGGAAGACGAGCUAGCCUUGGAGCUCUUUGAGCUUAUGCUUUUGGAAGAUGGAGUGGAGGCGAAUGCUCGGACUCUGGCGGCCGUGCUUGACGCUUGCACGAAUCUGGGAUGGCUGGACAGGGGCGGAGAGAUUUACUCGAAGUUUGCAAGAACAGGGAUGGGGAUUUCGUCCAGCGUUUUUGUCUCCAACAUGUAUGCAAAGUGGGGCAGAUUGCUGGAUUGCUGGAGCGUUUUCGAUGGGAUGAUAGAGCGGGAUUUGGUCUCAUGGAAUGUUAUGAUCAUGGGAUAUGCAAAAGGUGGCGAGGCCGAGCGAGCUCUCGAGUUAUUCACGGCCAUGCAAGCGUUAGACGUGGUCGUCAGCUCGAGGACUUUGGCGGCCUUUCUCCAGGUGUGCUUGGAUAUGGCCGAGAAGGAAGAGGCUCGGAAGACUCUUGAAAGUGGCGUCGCUGGAGAAGGUAUUGGCUUUUCAUUCCCGGCUGGACAGACAAUCCAUCGUCUGAUCGAAGAAGCUGGGGCCGAGAACUCUCCGGUGGUGGCAAACUCGCUCAUAAGUUUCUACAGCAAGUGUGGUGACAUCGUGGAAUCUCCCCGAGUGUUCGAUGGGUUGGACGUGUCUUGGAGUGCACUGAUCGCAGGAUACAGCCGUCAAGACGCGGUGUUUGGAUGCGCUUGCGGUGGUGGAAAGCCUGCCUGUGGAAGAGGUGUGCUCCAGGAUAUGGAUGGCUUUGCUUGGGGCUUGUUCAAUGUGGUGAUUGGAAAGGUAGCCUUUGGUGCUCUAUCAAAGGUUGACGAUCAAGGUGAUCAGGCUCAAACAAUGAAAACUAUGACAACCUUGAAGUGA